GCGCGGACCAUGCGGCCCCUCGCGACGCUGCUGCUGCUGCUGCUGCUGGCGCUGUGGGCGCCGACGGCGACCCGCGCGACGCUGCCGCUGCUGCGCCGCGACGCCAGCCCCUACAAGCGCUACAGCGGGCUGCGCGCGCGCGCCGACUCGACGCUGCGCGUGCUGCUGCACGACCAGACCGUGGCCGUCGUCGAGGCGGGCCCCGACGGGCGGCUGCUCUCCUGCGAGUUCAUCGAGGUCUACAAGCCGGAGGAGGUGGCCGACGCGCUGGCCAGCCUGCGCAACGUGUCGUCGCGGCGCGAGGACGUCUCCUUCGCGGACAUGACGGCACUGAUGGCGCGCUGCGACGCGCUGGGCGCCGCUGACGACGACGACGCCGCCGCUGGAGACGAGGACCGAGGCGCGCGCACCUUCGGCUCGCUCUCCCUGCUCAGCGGCAUCCUGCCAGGCACCAAGUGGUGCGGCGUGGGCGACCUCGCGGACAACUACCACGACCUGGGGCUGGACGCGAGCGCCGACAGGUGCUGCCGCGCCCACGACAUCUGCCCCGUGAAGGUGCGCGGCCGCGACACGCGAUACAACAUCACCAACAACGGCAUGUUCACCAGGUCCCACUGCGAAUGUGACAAGCGUCUGUACCAGUGCCUCAAGGCGGCAAGGAAGCGAUCCGCAGACUCUCUGGGAACCGUCUACUUCAACAUCCUGAGAGGGCAGUGUGUGGACGAGGUGGAUCCGAGCUCGUGCUCGGCCAGCGAUUGCAGCCUGACGAAGAGGUUCCGUCGCCUCCGCAUGCGGUACUGACACAAUCCCGGCAGACUCGAUGACGAUCAUUUGUCGGGAUCCCCACGAGCUAAUGUCAGCUCUCGUUACUUAUUUAUAGUGUGUGUGUCUGUGUUAAAUAAAGCUUUGUUGAAUGUCUUUUAUACAAA
Messenger RNA from Bacillus rossius redtenbacheri, 929 nucleotides. RefSeq lists its product as uncharacterized. The transcript is spliced from 4 exons. The record is from RefSeq and is a predicted model, not a curated record. Bases 10 to 801 code for a protein of 263 amino acids. Lineage: Eukaryota; Metazoa; Arthropoda; Insecta; Phasmatodea; Bacillidae. Gene Ontology annotation, biological process: arachidonate secretion; phospholipid metabolic process.